CUUCCUGUUCUCUCCGACUCUCCUCCGUCUCUCCGUCUGUCUGUCUGUGGAUCUCUGAGUGACAGCCAUCAUGUUCGUUGCUCCACCUGGCUAUCAGCCCGUCUACAACCCUAGUAUCCCCUAUGUGGGGCCGAUCUACGGCGGGCUGAGAUCAGGGAUGUCUGUUUACAUCCAGGGAGUCAUCCCUCACGAGAUCACCAGGUUCAACAUGAACUUGCAGUGUGGAGAAUCUGAGGGCAGUGAUAUCGGCUUUCACUUCAGCCCUCGCUUCGACAACUGGGACAAGGUGGUGUUCAACAGCUGCCAGGAAGGGGAAUGGGGUUCCGAGGAGGAGAUCCACAACAUGCCUUUUAGCAAGGGAGACGCCUUCGAGAUGGUUAUCAUCAUUAACCAGGAGGGUUACCAGGUGACAGUGAACGGACAAGACCUUCAUACGUUCAACUACCGUAUUCCAGUCGAGAGAGUCAACGCCCUGCAGAUCGACGGCGACGCUUCCAUCCAGACCGUCAACGUCAUCGGGGGAGGAAAUCCUGCAGGUGAUCAAAUUGGGGGAAACCUACCGGUCAUGGAUGGACAGCCAAUAUUCAAACCUCCUGUCCCGUACACCAUCUUGAUUCCAGGAGGGAUGUCUACGAAGAAGACCAUCGUCAUCAGAGGCAUGGUGCCUCUAGGAGCGAACAGGUUCUCGAUUAACUUCAAAGUGGGCAGCUCAGGGGACAUAGCGUUCCACCUAAACCCUCGUGUGCAGGAGAGAGAGCUGGUGAGAAACAGUUUUAUUGGUGGGAGCUGGGAGACGGAGGAGAGAGAGAUCACCAUCAACCCCUUCCUGGAGGGACAGUACUUUGAUAUGUCUAUCCGUUGUGGGAACCAGCGGUUCAAGGUGUUUGUGAACGGGCAGCACAUGUGUGACUUCUUCCAUCGCUUCCAGAACUACAACCAGAUAGACACGGUGGAGCUGGAGGGAGAUGUACAGAUCUCAUACGUACACUUCUGAGAUAAUACACACACACACACACACACACACACACACACACACACACACACACACACACACACACACACACACACACACACACACACACACACACACACACACACACACACACACACACACACACACACACACACACACACACAAUGAUUCAACAUUGUACUUCUUACUACUUCCGCUAUUAGAUGUUAAUUACAUCCUAAGACAGAAAAUCAAAGUAAUUAAACUAUGUGAAUAAAAUCCAUACUAAAAGA
Oncorhynchus masou masou (cherry salmon) is the source of this 1245-nucleotide messenger RNA. RefSeq names its product galectin-4-like. The transcript has 9 exons. Gene Ontology annotation, molecular function: carbohydrate binding. Lineage: Eukaryota; Metazoa; Chordata; Actinopteri; Salmoniformes; Salmonidae. The record is from RefSeq and is a predicted model, not a curated record. The coding region runs from base 71 to 994 and encodes 307 amino acids.